Messenger RNA from Neopsephotus bourkii (Bourke's parrot), 1419 nucleotides. It is a transcript of the gene SELENOF, whose product is annotated as selenoprotein F. Gene Ontology annotation, molecular function: oxidoreductase activity. The transcript has 5 exons. The record is from RefSeq and is a predicted model, not a curated record. Gene Ontology annotation, cellular component: endoplasmic reticulum lumen. NCBI's taxonomy places the organism in Eukaryota, Metazoa, Chordata, Aves, Psittaciformes, Psittacidae.
GUGUCGGGCAUCCCCAGUGGGUGAGGUCCUUCUGCGGCCUCCCGGCGACGCUGGUAGGAGCGAUCUGGCACCAAGAUGGCGGCGGCCGCGGAGAAAACGGCCCUGGGGCGGUGCUGGUUCUGGCUGCUGGUGGGGCUGCAGGCGAUAAGCACCUAUGGAGCACAGUUGUCAUCAGAAGCUUGCAGAGAGCUGGGCUUCUCCAGUAACUUGCUCUGCAGUUCUUGCAGCCUUCUUGGGCAGUUCAAUCUGAAUCAGUUGGACCCAUUCUGCAGGCAGUGCUGCCAAGAAGAAGCUCAGUUGGAAACUAGAAAGCUUUAUGCAGGAGCUGUCCUAGAGGUAUGUGGAUGAAAACUGGGAAGGUUCCCCCAAGUCCAGGCUUUUGUCAGGAGUGACAAGCCAAAACUCUUUAGGGGACUGCAAAUCAAGUAUGUGCGUGGUUCUGACCCUGUACUGAAGCUGCUCGAUGACAGCGGGAACAUCGCAGAAGAACUAAGCAUCCUCAAGUGGAAUACAGAUAGCGUGGAAGAAUUUCUAAGUGAAAAAUUAGAGCGUCUAUAAAUCACUGCUUUCAGCCCCCUUCCCUUUUCCUGCCUUGUCAUGGUAAUUGUCUCAGAUGAAAUGUGCUACCACUGAAAACACAUUCCAGCUUUAGAUUCACUUUAAAAUAUCUGUUGAGCUGUGCUAAACAUCUUGUAAUUAAGAGGGGAGGCUUCAGCACCCAUCUGACAAGUUGACAAACAUAAUAGCUUGUCUUCAUGUAUUUCAGCUCUGAAUGCAUUUUUAUCACGAGCAAAAUGCUUUGUUUCAAAGUUAAUUAUGCAAUUAUCAGUUUGUUAUAAUUGGACCUGUUCUUCCAAAUGCUUUUUAAAACUGAAGAGCCUCAAAUAACUGAAAUGAUUACCAUGUUUUUUGUCUGCUGCUGUUUGUAAGAAAGUCAGAACCAAAUGCCAUGUACUAUCUUCCAAAGAAACUUGACUGCUAAUCCCCUCUUCUUCUUUGAACUGUCCUUUCUCUAGAAGCACUGUUUACAGCGAGUAUCUAGUUCAGAGAGUUUGUAGCUUAUGGAGGAACUCAUGCUCUCAUACUGUGAAACACUUAGUAAGUACACUUUAGUGAAGACUACAUAGAAAACCUCUGAGGUGUAUGGAAGUCUGAUGUCAGGUGUGCUUUACAUGAAGUGUUUUGCUUCAGAAAACAUGAGGUGUCUUAAAUACCUUUUCUUCUAACUUCUACAAGUUUAUUGGAAGUCUGUUUAUCAAAUGAAUUUAUAAACUGUCUUUUAAAAAUGUGUAUUUUUCUUUCUCAGUUGAAAUUUAGGUGAACAUGGAAUAUAAACAGUUCUAUACAGCAAUGAGUCAAAUCCAUUAUGACUUGUCUGGGUUUUAUCUACAUAGGGUGAAUAAAUAUGAUAAGCAAGAA